This is a messenger RNA of Cervus elaphus (red deer), 5431 nucleotides long. RefSeq names its product coiled-coil domain containing 97 (gene CCDC97). The coding region runs from base 2377 to 3408 and encodes 343 amino acids. The transcript is spliced from 5 exons. NCBI's taxonomy places the organism in Eukaryota, Metazoa, Chordata, Mammalia, Artiodactyla, Cervidae. The record is from RefSeq and is a predicted model, not a curated record.
UUGGAGUUUCAGCUUCAACAUCAGUCCCUUCAAUGAACACCCAGGACUGAUCUCCUUUAGGAUGGACUGGUGGGAUUUGUGUGCCUUUCCCCAUUUUCGGUGCUGGGUGUGCCCCGUUAAACCUGGGGCCCUCAGUUUGAAAUCCACUAGUUCACUUUUAAAGUGGUUCUCUGGUUUCUGCCCCGUUCAGUCCACCCAUAGCCCCUAGUCCCUCCCAGAAUUUGUGAAUAGAAAGGAUGUAACAGGUCCCUCAGCAGAGAGCAAGGUAGGGCCGGUGUUUGGGAACUAGGGCUGGAUUGUUGGGGUCACCCCCGGGUGUAACUGCCCAUCUAAAUUAGGUCUGGCCUGGGUGCUGGACUUAAUAUGGUUCCUGACUGCUCCUGGAUCAGGCUAGUGGGGUUCCAGGAACUAAUGUAUUCAGCUAGUAAGUGUCAGUUCUUGCGCUUUUCCUUAUCCACUCACUCUGGACAGUGUUAAGAACACAGCAUGACCGAGGUGUUCUUGGACCCUGCCCUCAAGGGGCUCCCAGUCCAGAGGUGACAGACCUUUCGUGGAAUGGUGACGGCAUCAAGGUCAGCUCAGAGCUUGGGGUGGGUGAGGGGUGUGGUAAGGGCUUCCUGAAGGAGGAAAUUUUUAAGUGGGAGUGAUCUGGGAUAAAAGAUUGCAUCCCCACAGCCUGUCCUUCCCUGGCAACUUGUCAUUUCUUCAUUCCCUCUGGCAUGCUGUGCUCCUGGCCCCUUUUGAGGGACAAGACUGGGAUGCAGGAGGGGCCAGUUCAGCCCCACCUCUUCCUUCACAGAACUCAGAGCCUUCUGAAGGGGACACGGGCUAUAAAAAAGGGAGGAGGAAGGUUGACUACUUUUGAGGUCAAAUGUGAGGCAUCUGACAUGAGAUGGAGCCAAGGUUGAUGCCUAUCUGGGCUACAAGUGACCCUGAAGUGGCCUCCCUGCUGAGAGGGCCUCAGGCCCUCUAGGCUGGGAAGUCCCCCCAGCUGCAGGUCCAUGUGUUGGGCAAGAGUGCCCUCUGCUGGCCUCUCUUGGCAACAUCUAAGUGUGGCCAGUCCCCAUCUAUUCCAAGCAGCAAAUGAGCCACUUUGCUCCAGAUCCCUUAUCCUGGGAGUGCAAAUAGGAAGUUACUCCUCUGCUUUCAGCCAUAAUAUCAGGGUUACUGCAUCAGCCUCCUCACAGAUCUUGCUGUCCUCCAGUCCCUUACCCUGAUGCCCUCACCUUCUUCUAGCUCUCCACAGGAUAAAGGAGCUCAAGCUACUUAAUUCGGCUUACGUGGCCCACAUGCCUGGGCCUGGUGACCUCACUGGCUUUAUCUUUUGCCACUCCUCUUUCAAACUUCAGAUCCCUAGGCUGUUCAAGGAGAGUCACAAAUCCCUUUUAGGCUCUAAAUACCAUGAACUUCUGCCUUGGAAACCCAUGUGUACUUGGAACUUUGCAUAGAUUCAUGAGAUUCUCCGAUCCUUGCAGUUUGCUCAGGGCCAAGUUAGAAUUUUCCUAUUCCUUGACCAUACUGAAGUCCUUGCAGCAAACAGAACUAUGGAUACCCACCUUCCCUUCCAGGGCUUUGCCUUGCCCACUUCCUACAUGAGAUCUUUCUCUACCUCCCUCUUACCCUAAUUCCUGCUCAUCUUUCAGGUCUCAGGGUAUCCUUUACUCCCAGAAAGAAACUUUCCCUGGGCCCUCCAGGCUGGGAUGGACAGCUCCCUUAGCUGAACCUGUGGGUCCAUCAGCCCUGCCCAUUCGGUCACUGGGCACUUGAAUGCCAGUCUUUACCAGUCCUUACCCAUCACCUAGGGCAAAUCAAGACCAAGGUCGCCUUUCCACACCUGCAGAUUCUUCAGGUCCUGGAAACACAAAGUGGGACGUUCAGUCUCUGAUCUCACCACCAAUCAUGCUAACCAGGGACUGGGUGUGAUGACAGGCAUGCUACAAGACUUAGCAAAUAUUCUUUGAGGUGGUGAAGAGGAUAGACUGAGGUCAACCAGAGCCCAAGCACUCAGAGGUCAUGAAGGGUGGUGAUUCAUCCAUUCCCAAAUGAAGCAUGCUCGACUCUGGGAUCAGUAGCGCACGGGUUGAACAGUGCUUCCCUCCUGAUACCCCACAAUUUCGUAGCGGUUCAGGUUGGCGGGGGUGGCACGGAAGAGCCUAUCUGACCCUGGCGCCCUUUUCCUGCCCUGCUGGGGUGGGCGGGGCCGGACAGCAGCACGCGUGCGCAUAGGAAGGGCUGCCUUCGUCCCGGAACUUUCGUUCCUGGUGCCAUGGAGCACCCGGUCCCAGGAAAGUACUCAGCCGGAAGUGGCCUCUAAGGACCUGCGUCCGGAAUUGGUGUUAGGACCUCGCCACGGCGGGUAACAAGUAGAGAAUCGAGAUGGAGGCCGUAACGACCGCGACUGCGGCGAGGGAACCUGGUGAAGGCCGCACUGAGCCCAGUCCUGGGCACUGGGGGGAGCUGAGCUGGACGCCGGUCCUAUCCAGACCUCAGGACAAGGCGGAAGCAGCAGAGGGAACACCCAGGGCCCUAGACGCCGACGCCCCUGAGGUGGAGGACCCGGCGGUGAGUGCCAUGCUUCACGCAGUGGCUGCCAGCCGCCUGCCCGUGUGCAGCCAGCAGCAGGGCGAGCCCGACCUAACGGAGCGGGAGAAGGUGGCCAUCCUGGGCCAGCUGUACCACGAGAAGCCGCUGGUGUUCCUGGAGCGCUUCCGCACAGGCCUCCGGGAGGAGCAUCUGGGCUGCUUUGGACACUUGCGCGGUGACCACCGCGCAGACUUCUACUGUGCCGAGGUGGCCCGGCAAGGCACCACCCGGCCCCGCACGCUGCGCACCCGCCUGCGUAACCGCCGCUACGCUGCUCUGCGUGAGCUCAUCCAAGGGGGCGAAUACUUCAGCGACGAGCAGAUGCGCUUCCGGGCCCCACUGCUGUACGAGCAGUACAUCGGGCAGUACCUGACCCAGGAGGAGCUCAGCGCCCGCACCCCAGCCCACCGGCCGCCCACGCCUGGCCCCCCCGGCACGCCCACCUGCCCGCUCUCCGACCUGCUGCUCCAGUCCUACCAGGAGCGGGAGCUGCAGCAGCGGCUGCUCCAGCAGCAGGAGGAGGAGGAGGCCUGCCUGGAGGAGGACGAGGAGGAGGAGGAUGAGGAUGAGGAAGACCAGAGACCUGGCAAAGACUCAGAGGCCUGGGUCCCUGACUCGGAGGAGAGGCUGAUCCUGCGGGAAGAGUUCACCAGCCGCAUGCACCAGCACUUCCUGGAUGGCAAGGACGGGGACUUUGACUACAGCACCGUGGAUGACAACCCCGACUUCGACAACCUGGACAUCGUGGCCCGGGACGAGGAGGAGAGGUACUUCGACGAGGAGGAGCCCGAGGACGCGCCCAGCCCAGAGCUGGACGGGGACUGAUGGCUGCGGCCGCCCGCCACAUCCCGCCCGCACGAGGCCGCUGAUGACAGGCCAGCUCAGGGACUUUCUCUAAGCAAAAGCAGGGCGGUUGCCGGUACCACCAAGGCUGGUGGUGGUCUCCACGCCCUCUCCCCAACUGUGCCUGGGCAUCCCCCCUCCCCCUGUACCCCCCUUACCUCUCUCUCUCUGCCUUUCUAGCUCCUGCUGUCUCUGUCUCUCCCCACCUCCCUGCUUCUCCUUUCUGCCUUUCUCUUUCUUCCCUUCCCUCUGUGCCUUGGCCCCUGUCCCCAUAACAGGGCCCGGGAUGAACAUCCUCCCCUGGACCUAGGCCAGGGGGCCCUCUGGCUGGAGCUGGCCAGGUAGACCCCAGAGCAGUGCUGCACCACUCUGCCCCGCCCCCAAACCCUGCCCUGACUCUCCUGCACUCUGCACUGGGGUCUCCGGCUCGCAGGUGCCCCUCCUUGCCUGUUACCUUCUGUCUCCUGUGGACUCAGCUCUUGGGACCCAUGGCCACACAUUCCCAUCUCUCUCAGCCUCUGUGCUGGUUCUGUCCCUCUCCGCCUUUAUCUCUGGGUUUCAGGAUCCCCACCCCCUCCCCAGACCGUGAGCAUCCCCCAUCCUGGCUGCUGGGUAACCCAGCCUCGCUGUGGACAGCAGGGAGGCCAUGGGAGUGGCCACCUGCUCUCACCGCUCCCUCAGGACUCAGGUUUGGGAAAGGUGGGCAGGAGCAACGUGGGACCACGGGCCUGCCAGGUUGGAUGGGGGGACUCUCCCCUCCCAGCGUCCCUCUCCCAGCCACAAUUUUCCCUUCCUUCCUUCACUUCCUCCACCUCCCUCUCCCUCUCCUGUUUACACUCCCUGAAUACGCACAGGCUGUUAUCAUGGGUCCUGAGUCAUCCCACAUAUACACACAGCCGGCCCCAGCCUCCCUGCCCCCAGCCAGCCACAGAGCCGGCCCCAUGGAGCCCCCUGCCGCCCUGGGCUAAUGGGAGCCAGAUGGCCGCCUGGUGACUCAGCAGCUGGGCUGUGGGAACCCAGGCGUCCCGCCUUCCCAUGGCCCUGCACUCAGCUCAUGCUCCCCCAGCAGACAUACACAGAAGGGGCUGGCUGCUAGCGGGGGGAGGACACAGGCCAUGGGUUGGAGAAGAGGGGUGUGGGGACCCCUCACUCCUGUGAGCCAGGCCAUGGCCUGGCCUGAAAGCCCUCUCAAAACUGCCACCUCCAGCAUGUAGCCCAGGGUGAAAGGAGACCCCCAAGGACUCCUGGGGCCACAGCACUUGACCCCCAGGGCUUGGCUUUGCCCUCUGGGUCACCUGGAGGUAGAGCCAGACACACUAAGUGAAAGCUGGGCGGCUGGGGCUGGGGGUGGUCAGUGUGGUUCAGAGAGAUAAUUGAAUAAGGAAGCCUCCAGUUACUGAGCAAUUCAAUCCUGUGCCAGGCCCUGGCCAGGUGCCUGAUGCUGCACUGAACCCUCCAGACUGCCCCAGGAACCAAGGGCUCCAUUCCAUCCCGUGUGGGCCAUGGGCGGUCCGGAAAGGAGAUGUCACAUACUCAAGGCCAAGUCUUUGAGACCCCCUCCUGGCCUGCUUGUCCACUCUCAGGGCCACGUGGAGUGGACAGACGCACCUAUUUCUCGGGGGUACCGCCUGAAGGAGAGUUAGCUGCUGAGGCCGCUAACAGAGGAUGCCUUUGGGGCCCUCCUGGUAUGCUGGGCACUGUCCUUCCUCUCCACAGACGCAUGGAAUCUUCUAGUGUUUAGUCGGUACCUGAAUCACUGAACCAUCACAGAGAUCCCGUGCGGUACAUACUCUCAGCACUGACAGUGCAUCUCAGGAGGAGGCCCAAGGCUAUCCCAUCAGCCAGGCCCAUGGUUUGGAAAGGAGAAGAGGGUGGGGUGUUUGUCUCAGGUGCUUGUGUUCAUGCCCUCAAGUUGUGAGGGGUCUUUCAUACCACAAGUAUCAGCCCUGGAUGAUCUGUACAUUUUCCAUUGGAUGAUUAAAUCUGUGAUAUUCUGUGCCAUAGA